Rhipicephalus microplus (southern cattle tick) is the source of this 6431-nucleotide messenger RNA. RefSeq names its product transmembrane protein 117. The record is from RefSeq and is a predicted model, not a curated record. NCBI's taxonomy places the organism in Eukaryota, Metazoa, Arthropoda, Arachnida, Ixodida, Ixodidae. Gene Ontology annotation, biological process: intrinsic apoptotic signaling pathway in response to endoplasmic reticulum stress.
GUGAACGCGGUUUAUGCAUCGCCGGGUUACUAUAUUCGGACUAUAUUUCGUACUUUUUUUUUUCUAUACGCGUUGUGCUAAUAUUUUUCCAGCUUGUUUACUGAUUGACAGUGUGUGUUGAACUGGUCGUGCACGAGCAAGAUUUCUAAAUGUUUGGCGGUGUCCUUCUGGAUUCGGAGGGCAUGCUUACCCACAUUGCAAGGACGUCAUGCCGGCGAAAGCACCAUUUAUGGGCGAUACAUCUAUUGGGGAAGCUCGACAUAUCGGGCCAUGUGUAGAAUGGAAUGGCUGUCCACAGACCAGAACUCAGGUCAAGUGAAUCCUGAUGUGAGCUGUGAGGCCUGCAGUAGUUCUGGUGUAGGCCCAGGGGGAGAGUCUGCAUUGGCAAGCAAGCAACCUUUGCGGUCAGUGCUGCUGGCUUGUCGCAACCCAGGUUCCCACGAAGAUGACGCCAGCCUCAGUGGUGCUGUGGAGGUGCGUCACCUGCCACCAGGAGUGUUGGUGCAGCUUUUGCCUCAAGACGAGAACCACUUUCACCUGGAAACAGCCGAUAGCCAAAGUGUGCUUUCUCUUUAUGUCCAGAAGGACUUCAGGUACUUCUUGCAGCACCCAUACGCACGGCUGUUUGUGUCGUACUUUGUGGUGUUCUGCAAUUUUCUGGUGUUUGCUGAGGACCCCAUCUCGCACAGCCGCACCGAGAGCGAGAUCCCAGUGUUUGGCAACGUCUUCUCCUUUGUCUGCACCAAGUACCCACCCGAGUGGGGCUGGCGGUGUGCCAAGGUGCUGCUCUGGCUCCUAGCCCUCUUCUGCGGCCUGGUGUGUGGCAAAUACUUCAUCCACCACUUCCUGCUCCGCAACUUGUUUCGGCUGAAAAUGUUUCGUGAAGAGCAAGGAACCUGGAUGAUAAUGCUGCUGACGGCGCUUGUGUUCGUAUACAUGCUGUCACUGGUGUAUAAUGCUUUGCUGCUGAGCGGCCACCCGCGGCCUGACCAGUUUCGUAUCAAUGCACUCAUGGGUGUCACAAAUGCCAGCUUCAUGAAGGUGGCAGCCUGUGGCACUUGGCUGGGCGACUUCCUCACUGCGUGGAUGGUGACGGACAUGAUGCUCCAGGAUGAGCUGUAUCCCAGUUGGGCGCCUGCCCUGCGUGCCUUCUGGCAGAGCCAUGGUCGCACUCGCAUUUUUGUCUUUUGGUCCGUGUCACUGCUGCUGUCGGCCGUCGUGAUCAGCCUGAUUGUGAGUGACCACAUUUCCUGGGACUACCUCAACCGCGAGUUCGUGGCCACCACUGAGCUGUCUCGUGCCUUCCUCGCCUCCUUCAUCCUCGUCAUGGACCUGCUCAUCGUCAUGCAGGACUGGGACUUUCCGCACUUUGUGUGCGACUUGAACAUCAAACUGCCUGGUUUGCACGCUGCCUCCUUCAAGUACCACAUGUUCCAGAAGUAUGUCCACUUGCCUGAAAUUGUCUUCCACAUUAGUGGCAAGUGGUUCAACUAUGGCAUCAUUGUGGUUGUGAUGCUACUGGACUUGAACAUGUGGAAAAAUCAGAUCUUCUACCAGCCCGACGACUAUGGCCAAUACACUGGUCCGAACAACAAGGUCCGCACUGUGGUCAACUUUGCCACAUUAGCUGCAGGCAACCGGACUCUUUGGACACUGGAGUACAGAGUGAGUCAGUUUAAUCCAGCCACCAACCACAGCUUGGCUGAGGAGGACAUCCUUAUGAACUCACGCUACCUGGGAUACCCACUAUCACUCAAGGGGCUGGCCUUCCUGCCUUCGCUGCUGGGAUUCGCCAUGUUUGGGGCGCUGACCUACCUGUAUGGCCGCUUCCCGCCCAAAACGGAUGCGACCGCCGGUGGUAGGCUGCGGCCGUCAUUUCGGUCAAGCUGGAAACAAGGUUCACGCCCUCCAGUGGCCACUGCCAGCUUCGGAGGACAGCCAGCUCGCCUUGUUGUCUGCUGGGAUGCACACUGUGGCCAGACAUCAGCCAGCAAAGCACCCUGUUGACUGCAUCGACACAAUCUUAGUGUUUGCGCUUACACUUGCAAAGGACAUUUCAUAGCUUGCCCGUGAUCGAUAUAGCUGAAGGUGCUGCCACAAAUGAGAGGGAACAGUGGAACAUAUUUUGCUAAGAACCGUGUUUCCAGUGUAGGUUAAUUUGCAAAUUUGAGAGGUAUGCAAAAGGAAGGAUUGCUGGAGUUGACUUAUUCUUAGAGCAUGGAGGGGAAAAAUCGCUUGCACGAGCUAUUCGUGUGGCUGACCUAGUACAAAGAUGUAGCAUGAAGGUACAGUUGAGUCUAUAUUUGUGCGCCGAGUGUCUGAAAUGGUACUGUUGCACCAAGCAGUCAUGACUGCCUUGUUUAUAGAUUGUGCCUGUUAAUUAGAUGAUGUGCUUAGUGUUGCAAAAGCGAGAGUUGGUGUGUGUCCAUAUUGGAACUACACAAAAGAAAGGAAGUCGGCACUCAUGUUUGUAAAGUCUUUCUUAAUGCUUCGUCUUUUGGGCUUAGAUGAUGGGCUUAGUGUUUCAAAAGCAAGAGUUGGUUUGUGUCCAUAUUGAAACUACACAAAAGACUGAGCACAAAGAAAGUCGGCACUCAUGUUGUCAAGUCUUUCUUAAUGCUUCGUCUUUUGGGCUGUUCCAAUUUGAUUGCUUAGUGUUGUUAAAAUGCCAAGCAAAAAAAGCAUCUCAGUUUAUUUAUAAGUUGCUUGUACUUAGCGGAACCAAUUGAAAAAGGAGCAACUGGAAUCUGUGUGCACAGUCAUUCGGCCUGUGCGGACAAUUCCAACUAUUGUGAGUGCAGUUGAGUGGCAGAGCCACAAGUGUGAUGUCAUGUGCUCUCACCUGCUGCUAGAGAUGGCAGAGCUAUGUGUAAGAAACACAGACAAGAAAAAAUUUACUGCAACAGAGAAGUAUUUCAGCUUGUUAAGGUGCGUUUAGGCUAGAGAGACACAACACCGAAUUCGGUGUGCUGAAUGUCUUGGGAGUGUCUUUUGUCUUGUCGUCGUCCUAUGUACACUGCAAAGACACAAACAGUCCACCGAUGGUCUCCCGAAGACUUGUGAAAACUCUACGCGUGCCUUGUCUUGCUUGCAGUCUUUCGUUGGCGAAUUCUGUAGUCACCUUGGAGGCACUAAACUUGCACACCUGCAUCUCAUUUUCAGCCAUGCUCUCUGCUCGUUCAUUGUAGACUUCCUUGGGGUGCACUAGACACCUAUUCAGACACUGCGGAAGCCUCUGAGAGAGCAUUGUUAUCUCACUCAAGAUUGCCCCUUUUGUAGUCGUUUGAAGCAAAGACAUGGAUCAAAUUUUCGCUCAGCUGCAGAUUUCCUGCAGACACUCCAAGGACAGGUAUGCGGAUGCAUUUUGCUGGUGUUUUCAGUCUAUCAUCAUGUUACACUACGACGACAUGCUGUCUUUUGAGGCGUCUUCGUCGGCAGCAGCCUAGUGGGGACUGGCGACUUCGUCGGUGGGCAACUCUUCGGCCUAUGGUCUGCGUCUGCCUCGUGUCUUCAUCGGGCUCAAAUCAGUGUCGUGUCGCUCUAGUGUUAACACGCCUUCAACUUACUCAAUAACUUUGAAGACUGUAAUGUUCUUUUUUUUUUUUACUUUUAAAUAACUUUUAGUUGUUACAUUAGAGAACCAUGUAGUAAUAUCAUAGCACAUUGCGAUCAUAGAACUACUGUGGAACCAUUUCAUCAUCAUCAUCAUCAGCCUGACUACGUUCACUGGUGAAAUCAUUUACAGCAUUAGAAAUCAAUACAGGCGAGUGGUGGCAGUUAUCUCACGAUGAACGUUGACGUUACACAAAACACAGAGUGAGCAACAUGGCAUCUUUCUUGCUUAUUGUGAGCUUUUCUGUUUGUUUUAAAAUUAAAUAAUGUGAAACUUCGUUAUAGCAAUGUUCAUCUGACACAAAAUUAUUGCUUUCUUAAUCCCAAAGUUUUUUACAAUCAUAACAGUGUUUUAUUGGCAAGAUUAUCCUUCAAUUACUAUACUAUAAACAAUAGUUUGAGACAGUAUUCGUUUUAUUGUCGUUUAGCUGUAGCUAAUUCGGUUGCUUGUUUCGAACGCAAAGAUGAGAGGCGUCACUUCUGUGCACUUUUUCUGCAGGCCUUGAACACGAAAGAUGUCCGAAUGGGUGGUUCAAAAGAGCUUUCAAAUUGCAUAGUGCAUAAUUAAUUAAAGUUACAAUACUCAUUUUGAAAAGGUGUUAAACAUGUACAUUAUUGUACAUGUACAUCACUGUACAUUAUUACUGUGCUCAUGCAGCCUUUACUUCAUGCGUCUGCCACAGUGACCUUUUACCAGCGAGCUGACUGUGGCGUACUACAGAUGUGCUGGAGUUGCUGAGCCGCUUUUCACACUUUCAAUUUUAUUAACAUGGGAUGGGACCCUGGUCCCGUGUAACCCACUCUUCUUGCUCUGACUCAUUAGUAACUUGUUUGGAGCUGAAAAAUUGAGGCCAGUAUACAUGUUACACUAGUGCCACAUGACGGACUGCUGACCGUGGUUAAGCCUUAUCGUGUUCAAAUGUCUCAUCUCGAUUGGUUCUCUUGCACAGCUUGGCUUGAAGGAGACAGUCAUAAUGGAGAAAUUUAAUCCAGAGCUUGGUAGUGCAAAAUCAAUGAAGACGGGAAGGAACAGAGGGCAGAUCACUAAUCGGGCUCGAUUAUGAUCACAACUGACUGUGUGGCACCAAUGUUACUGUUUCAUGCAUUCUUUUUCAGUCUGCAGGUGUAACUAUGAGCGUAAGAAACUAUGGCAACGUUUGCUUGGAAGAUUUUUCUUCAGCGUUUUUAAUGGCUGGACUGCAAGUCCACUGCAGUAUGCAGUCUCUGGCUCCAGUUUCAAAGGAAUUCAUCAUUUAAAUAUUCAAAACAUUUUGUCAGAAGUAGGUUUUAAAAAGUUGUGCCAGGGCCUCCAGAAAAACUUUGUUCUUAACAACGACUAAACCGCCACAAGUUAUUCAAAAAAAAAGAAAUCUAGCUCAUGAUUGCACCAGACUGUGUCUUCUUUGGUCUAUUGGAUAUCAGUAAAAUGCCAAUUUCACAGAUUUUUUUACAAAGUGUGUCCCAUCUUAUCUUUUGCAAAAUGCAAAAUCAAAUCUGUAAUGGCACUCACGUGUUCGCACUAUGCUUUCACAAGUUUUUUCCCUUUAUUAACAUCAUUUUUUUCCUGGCAAAUAGCUGUACUUUAUUUUCUGCUGAACCAAGCAAUCAUUACUUAACAAUAUAAUGAGAAUCGAGUAUCGAAAACAUAUUUUAUCAAUGCAAAAGCACGAACAGUAUGACACCCCCCCCCCCCCUGCACUGUCCUUAAAGAGGUGAAGACAAGCCUCUUCUCACUAGGAGGUUUGUUUAUUUUUGCAAUGAAGAUAGUUAAUCAGCAUACUGGAAUUAUUCUCCUAACAGGGAUCACAUGCAAUCAAUGAGCUGUAGCUGUUAUUGUUGAUGGGCCUCUGGAAUCGGUUGUGUUUUGUGCACACAAAAAGAAAGUGCAUCGAACUGGGUGUGUGUGAUCAGGAGGCAUGGACUGCGAGCGACAUCGCUAAUCGCUGUUAGACUUGUAAACUUGCUUGGAAUAUGACUUAGAAGCCAGAGAUGUCUGGGAGGAUCACGAAGUUGUUGAUUAAGUACAUUGCAUUGUGAUGCUUUGAGCAGCAAAAAAAAAAUAACUCGUUUUUUUGCUGCUGCUGCUACUGCCGCAGUGCUUCCGACCUGAAAGAUUCAAUGCACGAAUCAGAGGAAUAAUAUUUAGGAUAAAUAAACCUGACUGAAUUUUGUUGGUUUGUUUUCUAAAAUUAGGUUUAGUAUUGGUGCACCAUGUAAAGAAUGUGUGUUUGCGUCUUUUAUUUGAUGUACUGCAAGCUUGAAAGCACCUGGUGUGUAUAUUGGGGCACAUGGCCAGGCAGACAUGUUUUAGCUGAGUUCCGGCAAUGUAUAUAUGUCAUGGAGGUUCGUGCUAUGGAGGGGAUUAGUAGCAUCUUUAUUUCAUUAUAUUUUAAUUAUCUGUGAAAAGUCUAAUCUGAACUGGUUGGUCAAUUAACUCAAGAGUAUAGAUGAGUAGAGCCUGCCAUGCUUCGUCAUGGUGCUUCACAAAAAUUGUUUCGAUAAGUGACUAUCUGUACCUUACUAACUGUACAAAAACUGUGUAUAGUUAAUAAGGCAUGCAAUAAUGUGUGCUGCUAAAGUUAUCCAACGAUAAAAUGUGUUAAUUUUAAGGUUUUUAGGCCUGAAAUUACUUUUGCAUCACAGGCAAGAUUUAGCUUUAAAGUCUCCUAGGUAAUAGCUUGUACCCGACCUAUUAGCAAUGGAUGCAAAGUCGCGGAUUGUUGAUGGCUUAGAUACUCCAAAAAAAGCAUUCUAUAAAGAUUUGUCUGAAGACAGGAUGUAUAUUCGUGUCUAAUUAAUAAAUGCAUUUAAUAAUUGGC